Messenger RNA from Plasmodium gonderi, 3300 nucleotides. RefSeq lists its product as hypothetical. The coding region runs from base 1 to 3300 and encodes 1099 amino acids. NCBI's taxonomy places the organism in Eukaryota, Apicomplexa, Aconoidasida, Haemosporida, Plasmodiidae. The record is from RefSeq and is a predicted model, not a curated record. Gene Ontology annotation, molecular function: mRNA binding; RNA cap binding. Gene Ontology annotation, cellular component: nucleus; nuclear cap binding complex. The transcript has 2 exons. Gene Ontology annotation, biological process: mRNA export from nucleus; nuclear-transcribed mRNA catabolic process, nonsense-mediated decay.
AUGGAAGAGAUAGAGCUACAUAUUAUUAAAAAUGAAAUAAUUAAAAUUGGGGAUAAGUUAAUAGAUAGUGAUGAUAUCUUUAAUUUGUGUAAAAGAAUACAAAGAAGUAGAACAGCACAAUGUAUUGACAAAAUUUUAGAAUGUAUUUUUUACAUGCCAGUAAAGAUUGGAAUAUAUGCAACUAUACUAGGAAUAAUAACAAAAGAUAAUGAAAAAUUAAGAUUACAAUUGUUCUUAAAAUUGAAUCAUAAUAUUGAAGUGUUUAUAAAAGAUAACCCAUUACAUUGUUUACUAUGGAUUAGAUGUAUAAUUGGCUUAAGCUGUUGUCAUGUGUUAGAAUUUGCACAUUGUAUGAAAUUAUUUAAGAAUUUAUACGAAUUAUGUAUUGAAUUAUAUAAAGAAAAAAAGUUUAUAAAGGGAGAUAACAUUUUGUAUAUAUUUUUAAGUAAUUUCUUUUACAUAUCGAAACAGAUAUAUGAUGAAAAUAAGGAGAAUUUAGAUAACAUGUUAACCAAUUGUUUCGACUUGAUUGAAAAAAGACAAGAACAUAUUGAUAAUAUAGAUAUAGACAAUAAUGAUAUAUCAACCAUUGAAUAUAUAUAUAUAUAUAUUAACAGUAUUAUACAUAGUGAUAAUUUUUAUGAUAGAUUAUUUUAUUUAAAAAAUGCUUUAUACAGUUAUGUACAGAAUAAUUUAAAAAGUGUAGCAACGCAUAGAUUUUAUCAGAAGGAAAUAUUUCAAAAAAUAUUUUUAAAUGAGGAAAAUGUAGAAGAUGGUUUAUUAAAUGAUGAAAAUGGAUCUACCCUUCCCAGAAUUAUUCACCUUGAUAAUGGAGAAGAUGAUAACAUGUUGGAAUUUUCAUCCCAUGGGGAUCCAAAUAAUAUUUCUCAUAAUGAGAUAAACAACAGUAACCAGGAUAAGAGUAGCGGAACAUUAUUACAUAGUUCUAGGAAGAAAGAAAUAAAUCUUCAAAUGGCAAUUGAAAAAUGUGUGAAUGCAGAAUAUUUUGAAAAUUAUGAAUGUGCUGAAUGUAUACCUAGUUUGCAAAUUAAAUUUAAGACCAAACACGCAAAUAAGAAAAAUAUGCAUGAUGUAUGGUUAAUGCAAGAGCAUGUUUUACAUAUUAUAGAAUUGUACAGAAACAGUGUUGAAUUUAGUUCUAAAGUAUUAGGUGUAUAUGUUCAGUUACAAAGUAAAUUAUAUAAUAAUGUAUUAAUUGAAUGUAUUGUUAAUAAAUUAUUGUCUUCUUUUAACAAGAAGCACUACUAUUUUUACAUAUCCCUGAUUCAUAGACUAUUAUUAAUAAAUAAAAAUUUGGGAAGUGUAAUCAUCAGAUGCAUUAAAUUUGUUAUAAAGCAAAUUGGAAAAUUGGAUAAUGAAUCCUUUUAUCUCUUCAUGGAAUUGUGCCUUUAUAUGCUAUCCUACUUUACUUAUGAAAACAAGGUUCUGAAGAGUAAAGAAAACUUUUUUAAAAGAAAAUAUAAUGACAUGAACAAAAUUUUAAAAGUGCAAGAGGAGGAGAACAAGCACAAGUUGAACAUAGAACAGGUACCCUCAAAAGAGGGUGAAGAAGACCCUGAUGAAAAUAAAAAAAAAAGAAAGAGGGACGAGGUGGAAGAAAGAGAACAGUUAAGUGUACAUCCAAGUGAGAAGACAAAUGGGGAAUCAGAUGAGGAGGAACCAAAGGAACAAGUUAACGGCAGUGAAAAUCUUCCACACAGCACAACAAAUGUAAAAAGAAAGCAAGUCAUUCUGAAAAAAAAUGAAAACACAUUGAACGCUAUGAAAAGCUUAGAAUGCAAAAUGCCAGUGUGCAUUGAACUAGACGUGAAGUAUAGCUCUGAUGAAGAAGAAGAAGAAUGCAACGAAGGAGAAGACAAGGGAGGAAAAGAAGAAAAUGAUGAAAAUGGUGAAAAUGGGGAGAACGAGGAAGAAGAAAGUGACGAGGAUGAGGAUGCUGAUGCUUAUGCUGCAGAAAAUAACGAAAUUGAUAGCAGCAAAAAUAAUUUCGAUUUUGAGAGUUUUAAGGAAGAAUUGGAAAAACUAGAUAUGGGAGAAAACUUAAGAAAGUUUACCAAUUUAAUGUAUAGUGUGAAAAAGAAAUAUUGUCGAAAAUGGAUAAGAAAUUUUUAUUUUAAAUCUUGUUCAUUGAUAUAUAAAAAUGAGUUAGAGAAUUUAAUUCCUAAGUCUGUUAUUACAUAUUGCAACAGUUUUAAAUGUGCUGUAGAUAAUCAACAUGAAAGAUUUCAUGAAUAUGCCAUAUUUAAUUUCAUUUUAAAAUAUUCCCUUGAUGAGAUUAACAACAUAGAAGAUCAAUUUUAUGAUAUGAGUAGAGAAGACGAGUAUAAUAACGAUGUUGAACAGAAGGCUUUAAACAAAUUUAAAGAUUCCAUUAAUUCAUUCAUUCAAAGUUUUUUUAAUUACCUAAACGGAAAAAUGCAACUGAAUAAGGUUCCACAUUUUUUUGAAAACGUAGAAAAAAAUAUCCAACAAGUGGAGAAUAUUUCAAGUGCCAAUUUGGAUGGAGCUUUUUUUGUGAAUUAUAUUUUUCCAAACGAUUUUACUUCCAAUACAGAAUAUUGGAAUAGUUAUAGCAUUUUAAUUCUCUUUUUUAAGGCUCUCCUAUUUUUUGAUUCAUCAAAUGUUUCAUCCUUGAAAAAAAUAUUCAGAAAUCAUGCAAUUAUAUUUUUGAAUUACAAAAAUUCGGAUGCACUUCCAUCAGAGGAGGAAAAGCUUCAGUUCGAUAUGGAAAUUCUAUCAAUUGUAUAUGCCCAUUUUAACAACUCUAUUAUGCUGAACGCACUUGUGGCCAUUUUGCUUGAAAAUGACAUCGUGGAUGAGUUAUCUGUCAUGCACUUUAUUUUCAGCAAGUUGGAUCAGGCCAACUUAGAUGAAUAUUAUGUGACAAGGCUUAUAUAUGAAUGUAUUGACAACUUAAUCAUAAGGAAGGAAUGGCACGAAAUGGAAAAGAAUAAACUGAAGAGAAAACAAACGAAAAGUGAAAGCGAAAUGUUAAUAAAAGAAUUAGAAGGUAAAAAAAAUGAAACAAUACAAAAGGUUUUUCAUUUGACAAAUAAGAUACUUUUUAUGCUAAGUAACAAAAUGAUGAAAUUAAAGAAUGAAAAUAACGCUUAUAUGAGUAAAGAGUUAUUAAAAGAAUUAUUAGUAUUUUUAAGAACAUAUGUUGAGUACAUAGACGCUGAUCAAUUUUUGCAGCUGUGUCAGGAAAAUAAUUUUGCAUCAGAAUUGAUGGAGCUAGCGACUAUUUUUAAAUAUGUUAGUUUAAAAAAGGAACGGUGA